This is a messenger RNA of Ectocarpus sp. CCAP 1310/34, 1778 nucleotides long. NCBI's taxonomy places the organism in Eukaryota, Phaeophyceae, Ectocarpales, Ectocarpaceae. The record is from the annotation of a GenBank genome assembly.
AUGAGGAGCUGGGAUGCCGUCGUUGCUGGUCUUCUGCUUUGUGCUUGCAGUGCUCCAACAGGGGAGUCCUUCCACUUUCCCCCGUCAUCCCGGUGGACAUCAUGGUCGUCGGCCUCAUCCUCCCACAGCGGGCGAUCUGCCACCUCAUCUGCUGAUGUUCCUGCCGCUACCACUCGGCGUAGCUCGAGACAUCACUCGCCACGACGGUCCAGGCGAAUCAGCAGACGGAGCUCGAAGAUUCGCAUGGCCGAGGAUGGAGCAACAGCAGCCACGCAACAGCAGUACACGGCUCAAGACCUCGAAGCGCUCUCCCGCAGCGAGCUGCAAGGCUUAUGCAAGAAGCUUAACCUACGAGCAGUCGGCAAGACCUCGGAGCUGCUGUCAAGAGUGCUGGAGAGCGACGAUCAUGCUCGCAGGGAGAAAGCCUUGGGCACCAAACCCGCCACCACAGAAUCGACUGCUUCUUCUUCUCCGAAAGACGAGGCGCCCAUGGGCGAGUCAACGAUGGCAGAACUGCUCUCGUCCGUUGACGAUGGCGGUAACAACACCAACUACAGCAGUGGUAGUCAGGAGAAGGCGACACCAACACCAACAGCAGCGGCAGCGGGGGCGGCCGCUCCAUCGACUGAUUUCUUCCUGGAAGAUAUCCGCCCGGUGUUUGACGAGCUGUCGGACGAGCAGUGGGCGAAGGUGGGGCAGCUGGGGCAGCUCCUGACCGAGUGGAACGGCAAGAUGAACCUCAUCUCCCGGAAGGAUAUCGCUAACGUCAUGCCGCGGCACGUGGUCCCGUGUCUUGCCAUGGCCAAGGCGCUCGACUUUGAGGACGGCACUUAUGGUGAAAUGCGCGGAGCGGGGGAAGAUCCGUCAAGAACCCUACCCCCUGAUCCCCAACCGCCUCCCCGACGUGAAUACCUUCCUUCGCUUUCUUGGUCAGUGCUAGACGUUGGCACGGGAGGAGGCCUCCCCGGCCUCCCGCUAGCGAUUUGCUUCCCGAUGGUGAAGUUCACGCUUAUCGACGGGAGGGGUAAGAAGAUAAAGGCCGUGGCCGACAUGGCGGACCGGCUGGGCCUUAGGAAUGUGAGGACGUUUCACGUCAGGGCAGAAGAGGUCUACGAAGCGUUCGACUUUGUCAUGGGCAGGGCGGUGACCAACCUCCCGAAGUUCGUCGGCUUCAUCGACAAGAACUUGAAACCGAACGACGGCCGGACAAGCAACCCGGCCGAUAGCAGCAGCAGCAGCAGCAACAACAGCCUCAAACGAGGCAUCUUGUACAUGAGGGGGGAGGUCUCGGAGGAAGAGCUGGCGGAGCUGGGGGCGCGGCCGUCAACGGUCAUUCCUCUCCAGCGGGUGUUGGAAGAGGCCGGGCAGGACGGGGACGUGGGUUUGGGAGGCGGAGCCGACGACAGGGGUUACUCAUCGAUAUUUCACUUUACAUCGGAGGCUAUCUGGAACAGGGUACCCAUAGCAAGUAGCGGGGGGGCUAGUGAGUGAAAUUGUCAAGUUCAGCGGUCGUCGAUGCCAUCAAUUUUGUUGUUGAUUUGUGUUUUUCCACGUGCCUCUGUGACAAACGUCUCGAGCAAGUCAAUCGUGCCGGAGAGCCAAAGCAAUGUUUGCCGUUUCGGGGCUCGUGCUUUAAGCGCCUCGAGAGAAGAGGCGCUCUUGUUCAAAACAUGAGUGUGUGUGUGUGCCAACUGCUUGGCUGCAGGUGAGCAUUUCGCAAGAUAAUGGUGUUUGAUUACGCUUGCGAAAGCCUUGCGAAAACAUCUCUCCCUGGACUU